This is a messenger RNA of Drosophila suzukii, 3304 nucleotides long. RefSeq names its product Glucuronyltransferase P (gene GlcAT-P). Gene Ontology annotation, molecular function: galactosylgalactosylxylosylprotein 3-beta-glucuronosyltransferase activity. Lineage: Eukaryota; Metazoa; Arthropoda; Insecta; Diptera; Drosophilidae. Gene Ontology annotation, cellular component: Golgi membrane. The record is from RefSeq and is a predicted model, not a curated record. Gene Ontology annotation, biological process: carbohydrate metabolic process; chondroitin sulfate proteoglycan biosynthetic process.
GUUCGCCGUGCAUACGCGCGUGGGCUGUAUUUAAGCGCUCUGCAAAGCACUUUUGUUAUUAUUGCUCGAUAUUCGUCCGCGAAGCUGAAAAGCCCAGCCAGACAGUCUGGAAAAUCCAUAGAAACGCAAAUUUUAGCCGGCACUAAAAACCGAAAGUGGCUGUAUCCCCGAUUUUGAUGAGCAGCCAACAGAGAUUUCCGGUAUCCAGCCAAGUGGCGAGGUGGAGUUCCACGCUCCAGGUUUCCGAUGCCCCGAAUAGUUGUAUAAAUUAACUCGUUGCGUACCGAGAUACACGCCCUAUCGCCGGCCGUCCCGCCCCGCCUCCGUCCCGCCCCUUCCGCUCGGCUCAGAAAUCGGAAAGCCAGUAAAUGGAAUGAAAUAAAAUAAAUCAAAACCGCAAAGGCAGCGAAACAGCAGAGUUGACGAAAAAAUAAAAGGCCAGAGCUAAAUAAUAUAAAAUUCGAAAGCGAACGAAUGAAAUCAAAAAACCAACGUAGAGUGACGCGGCCAACACGAAAGAAAUCAUCACAAUAUAUAUUGCAAGUGCAACAGCGGUUGUUUUGGAACUCUGGGGCAACCGGAAACGGAUACGGCGACUAGGAUGAAGGGCAACUACACCCAUCUCACCAUGUACAGUGGGAUCAAUGCCAGUGGCCACGGCAGCGGCAAGAUGUCCCUGGGCAAAUCCAUCAAAAUGUACCUGACCAUUUUCAUUCUGACCACCUGCAUUUACAUGGCUCUCUAUCAGUACCACAUAUCCCAAGAGCCCUUCGCCGCCAGUGACGUCGUCAAGCAUCAAGAGAAAUCAUCGUCAUAUAUCGCCUCAUAUUUGUGGUCACCCAUUUCCCUGCUAAUGGCCAAUAGUUCCUCCAACACUAUUAACCCAUCCACAACAACAAGCACAACAACAAGCACAACAACAGCUCCAACCACAACAACAACAACAGCAGCUGGCACAGUGGGCCAAAAGCUGGGUGCAUCCUCCGCCUCCAUUCGCAUGGUUUCAUUAGCGGCCACCACACCCACAUUUAUGUCUUCGUCAUCGCAACUAAGAUCGGGAUCGGUGGGUGGCCAUCGAAAUACUGCGGGCAUUAGGACCUCAAGCACCUCAACCAGCACAACCACAACAACCAUAGCCACAGCCAGUGGGCUGGCAACAACGACAACAACAACAGCCAAAACAAGCGCCAAAACAUCCGCGGCGGCCACGCCCACUGCCUCCCACAAGGAAAACGCCCAUAAGACUCGAACAACAUUUGUUGCCGCAUCCGAGCCCCCGCCCCUGUACAUAAUCACGCCCACCUACCGACGACCCGAGCAGCUGGCGGAGCUCACCCGACUGGGAUAUACCUUAAAGCACGUGGUGAACCUGCUCUGGCUGGUCAUCGAGGACGCCAACGCUACGAACCCGCUGGUGGGCCACACUCUGGACCGGAUCGGAGUGCCCUACGAGUACAUGGUGGCACCCAUGCCCGAGAAGUACAAGCAGACGAAGAGGGCCAAGCCGCGUGGCGUCUCCAAUCGGAAUCGGGGCCUCGAGUAUCUGCGCCAACAUGCCACCGAGGGAGUGCUCUACUUUGCCGACGACGACAACACCUACGACAUUAGCAUAUUCGAGCAGAUGCGUUACACUACCAAGGUAGCCAUGUGGCCGGUUGGCCUGGUGACAAAGACCGGAGUGAGCAGCCCCAUAAUUAAGGAUGGCAAAAUGGUGGGCUAUUACGAUGGCUGGAUCGGAGGUCGGAAAUAUCCCGUGGAUAUGGCCGGAUUUGCAGUGAGCGUCAAGUUCCUGAAGGAGCGACCCAAUGCCCAGAUGCCCUUUAAGCCGGGCUACGAGGAAGACGGGUUCCUCCGCAGUCUGGCGCCACUUGACAAUACGGAAAUCGAGUUCCUGGCCGACGAGUGCCGAGAUAUUCUCACGUGGCACACACAGACGAAGAAGAACGCGCCCGCCCAGGCGCUGAACAGGACGCACUACAAGAACACGAACCUGGAGCACAUAGACAAGCUGCUGGUGCGCCCAUAGGGAUACUGACUGUAGUUAGCUAGUUAGGCUUAGCCAGCGGAGCCCACUGUCUCCAUACAGACACAGUGGAUCGCUCCCAUUUUGACCGUGGCUCUGGCGGGUUGUACAGGUACAACCCGGCGCACGGAGAAACCAAUCAGAUUUGAUCAGAUCAUUAGUCGGUGUACAUUACUACCAUAAUCAUACGAGUAGUUAGGCUCUAAGCGCACACCCCUCUAUGAUAAUUCGAUGCACCGUAGGCUUUGUUUGACACCUUACACGUAAUCGUACCAUAUACACUCCUAAUCUUACCUUAAGUAACGUAUUGUAUCAUAUCGCAGCGUCCACGACUAUUUUGUAAAUAAUCGCAAUGCUUAGUUUAAGCUUAAACUUGUUUACGCUCUAAGUUGAAACGGAUUUACCACCCAUGAAAGCAAACUUCAGCAACGAAUUGGAUAAGAUGUUCCUAGACCAAAGAAGAAGGCCCCCAAAGUUCUGCACUCACCGUUCCCUUGGGGAAAUUAAAUCACCUGUGACAGCCGGGACCUCCAACUCCGUCCGUAGGAUUCGUGCGAGGUCAAGGCCUGAACCACAUCAGCAAUCAAUUAGGGCAAGGUGUCAACAAGAACGUAUUUCCCCGAAUUCUCCCGAAACCGGGGCAAGCGUUUCAAUAAUGCAUGUCGACAUAUGGAUGGAUUUUCGAGGCGAGUGGCACAGAUAAGUCGUGCACGGAUGAGCCUCCUUCCCCGGAGAAUCCAAAUCGCGUGCUUCACCAAAAUUGCACGAAGCUAAAUUGGAUACAAGCAGAAGGAAGGGGACACAGUUUAAACAUUGUAAUGGGUCCUGCUAAUGGGACUGAAUGGCUCAAAAGUUUGGCAAAAUCAAUUUCAUUCUAAGCGCCACACGAUAUUUUGUUGAACGAGAACUCUUUGUAUGCUUAAGAUAUGCAUUUUCUUUCCGAAACGGGUUUCCAACGCAUAACUUUUUGUCACUACUCAUAAGUACGCUAAGUUAAGUUUACAAAGAAAUUUAUAUUGAAGUUAUGAACUGCACUGAAAUCGCCUACAUGUAAAUAAUAAUCACCAAAUAUUGUAACCAAAUUUUACACGUCCCGCAAAAGCAGGGCGAAGCGCAGGGAUGCGAGGAAACUAUGACAAAUGGUAUUACGAAAUUUAUACAAUUUAUACAAUUGAAUAUGGAAUACGAUAAGCCGCAAAGCAAUUAGUUAGGUACUUACAAAAUCUUACAAAAAUAAAUAACAACCGAGUCUUGAUGAACUCAUAAGAAAAUCAAGUUAAA